Messenger RNA from Paracoccidioides lutzii Pb01, 1884 nucleotides. RefSeq names its product CAMK/CAMKL/AMPK protein kinase. Bases 1 to 1884 code for a protein of 627 amino acids. Gene Ontology annotation, molecular function: ATP binding; protein serine/threonine kinase activity. Gene Ontology annotation, biological process: intracellular signal transduction; protein phosphorylation. The transcript has 4 exons. The record is from RefSeq and is a predicted model, not a curated record. Gene Ontology annotation, cellular component: cytoplasm.
AUGCAGCGGCUGGACCAGUACACUUCAGUGAAGAUACUAGGCGAGGGGUCGUUUGGCAAAGUCAAGCUGGCAGUCCACCAGGCAAGCGGGAGGCAGGUGGCGUUGAAGAUUAUACCGCGACGGAAGCUAUUGUCGAGGGAUAUGGUUGGGCGGGUUGAUCGGGAAAUACAGUAUUUGCAGCUCUUGCGGCAUCCGCAUAUUAUAAAGCUGUAUACUGUGAUAGCCACAAAAGUCGAUAUUGUGAUGGUGCUCGAAUAUGCAGAGCGGGAACUAUUCGACUACCUAGUGAAACGUGGGCGGUGCAAUGACGAGGAGGCACGCAAGUUCUUUCAACAAAUAAUCUGCGCUGUCGAAUACUGCCAUCGGCACAAGAUCGUGCAUCGGGACCUAAAGCCGGAGAACCUGCUCAUCGACAAAGACAAGAAUGUCAAAAUUGCCGAUUUCGGACUGAGCAAUAUCAUGACGGACGGGAACUUUUUGAAGACGAGCUGCGGGAGUCCAAACUACGCUGCUCCCGAAGUUAUAUCAGGGAAACUGUAUGCGGGGCCGGAGGUGGAUGUCUGGAGCUGUGGUGUUAUUCUCUAUGUGUUGCUCGUGGGCAAGCUCCCGUUUGACGACGACUACAUUCCCGCGCUAUUCAAGAAAAUUGCUGCAGGAAAUUUCCACAUGCCUUCUUACAUCUCGACUGGUGCUGCACGGUUGAUACGUGCCAUGUUACAAGUACAUCCGGUCCAAAGAAUUACCAUUCCAGAAAUCCGUCAAGAUCCCUGGUUUCUCAAGAAUCUCCCCAAAUAUCUUCAACCCCCCGCAGAGGAGUGGGUUGGCACAGGAGCAAAUCCCAACAGCACUUUUGAUCCCCGCAGGAUAGCGCCAGGACGAACCAUUGCUGUGCAGGAGAAAAUCCAGCAGAUUGCGAUUAGCAAGCUUCAGAAGAGAAUGGGUGUUGACAGAGAGGACAUAUACGAUGCGUUGAAAAAGCCGGAGCCCAGUGUGAUUAAGGACGCAUUCUUCAUCGUGGUGGAAAAUGAGAUGAUGCAAACAAAUUCUCCUACCGACUCUGAAGAAUUAUCCACGGGCUCCCCCGUUGCUACAGAUACAGCGCCUACUCCUGGUGGUACAUCAACUCGUAGUGCCAAAAGUACACCUGCCACACCUCUUGCUCUUCAUCGAUCCCAAGCAUCUUCCUCGACAGUUGACGCAUCAACGCCAACACCAGCAUUCACUAUGAAUGAAGUCGAAGAGGAGCGUGUGAGCCAUGUACGAAUCCUACCGACAAGCCUACCAUACGUUCACGAUCAAAUAAUGGCCCAACGCGAGAGGGAGCGACAUUCCCGCGACAGCGGAGAGUCCAUGGAGGAUUCGCGAGGGCGACCUCAGUUUCAAGACAACAGCGCUGAGUGCGACCCUGACAACCACAAGGAGAGGUCACCAGAAGAGCAAGCUGCAACUGUACGAGCUCUCAAGCCUCAUGCGCGCAGCAUUGUUGAUCUGGAGAAGCUCAGUUUGGAGCCACCGGAAAGUCUGGAGAAAAUACCAUCGCAACCGAAGAGAUCGCGCAAGUGGCAGUUUGGCAUUCGAUCGCGGAACCAGCCGUAUGAAGCUAUGCUUUGUCUAUACAAGGCUAUCAAAGGGCAGGGUGGGGUUUGGGAAAUCCAGCCCGCUGAAGCAGUUAUAUUGGCGAACAAUUUCAUGGUCGAUUUUAAGUGCGAUGGGUAUCAGAAUGUGAUACGUGUUGAGAAUGAGGAUGGUGGUGGUGGUGGUGGUGGUGGUGAGUGGAAGCCUACCAGCAAGCGGAUUCGGAAUCGGGAGAAGGAGGUUACCAGUCCCUAUCCGUUCCUGGAUGUUGCGUCGGACCUUGUUGCACAGUUGGCUGUUGCGAGUUGA